Symbiodinium necroappetens is the source of this 6138-nucleotide messenger RNA. The record is from the annotation of a GenBank genome assembly. NCBI's taxonomy places the organism in Eukaryota, Dinophyceae, Suessiales, Symbiodiniaceae.
AUGGCAGUGGGCCAAGUGUCAGAGGAUUGGCCAGAUCUGCCGGCAGCCUCUGCCAUCGCCGGGCUGCAAGGAGGAGCUUCACCGGCCUUCUCACAGGUACCUUCCACACUCCUGGUCGUUAGUCCUGCUCUCUCCCUGCUGGGCAAGUCUUCCGCCUUCCGGGCGCUGUGGUCGCACGAGGGUUGUGGUGCGGGGCGAUUCGAGCCUUCAGAACUGCAGCUCUCUGCAAUCGCCUGGGCCGGCUUCUACAGCUCCUUGCAAGCACCCGAGGCCUCCGAGCUGCCUUUGCUGGCCCUGGAGCUCGUCCUCGGAAGGCUGCAGGAUGCCGAAGAGCUGCGGCUGAUGGCGGUUACAGGAUCCACCCUCCAGCUCAGCGAUGGCAAAAUUGUUGCAUGGGGCACCUCAGAUCCCAGUGCUGAGUGGGAGGCGGCAGCCACAGACCUGGCCCGGAAGCUUUGGCACAGCCUGUCCGUGAAACGCUGCCAUAGCGCACUGCAGCAGACGCUGUGGGGUCUCCGGGAGAAGCUCCUGGAUGAGAAGACGGGCCAGAAGGAGCUGCGCUCCAAAGCGAAAAUUUUAAGCCCCAGACUAGGGGCUUUUCAGAGCUGGGAGACUACGGCCCUGAAAAAUCAUGGGCCGAUCGGAGCACUGACGGCACAGAUUGAUGCUCGACUUCUGAUCCAUCCAGAGGCCGUGAUGACAAGCAUGCUGAACUCUUUCGAGAUGCUGCAGUGGUUGCGGAAGAUGCCCGAUGACUCAGACUACUUGGUGCGAAUCGAAGUCGCGCUCAACAGAUCAGAAAUGGAAGUUCCUGUGGAGCUGUGGCUCGCUGCAGAAGGUCGCGUCGAUGAGAGCAAGCUGUCGGCACUCACAGCGGUGCGGACGACGCUGCACGACCUCAUCUAUCGUGCAAAGAGCCGCUUCUCCACGCUGGAUGCCCUGCUGGAGUCCCUGUCCGGCCUGGAGCAUUCGACGGAGAUUUCAGGCCUUGUCGAUGCCCUGGACUUCGCCUUCUCCCUGCUGGGACCCCUCUCAGAGCUCUUGGGUGGCAAGGAUGCAGCCUUGGCGCGGAUGCUGCAGAUGCUGAAGCCUACUAGCUGCGCCCGUUGGGUGCUUUGCUACCCAAGGCUGGCAGCGCCCAGUCCAGCAGAUGAUAAGGCACAGGAGGAAGAGGAGGAGACACUGGCACAAACACCUGCAGAAGCGCGGAUGCUGUACCUCAUGCUGAGCAGCCCAGAUGCAGCGCAAGCGUCUGCUCCGCAGCGGCUGGUUGAAAUCCUGGACUUCCAGGCUUCCGUGACACUGGCAGCGAGUACCUUCGACGCUGCAUUUGGACAGGUUCGGAUGUUCAACGAGCAAAUCGGCCUGGUACGUCUGGCGGCUGCUGUCCUUGAUGACUUGCGUGUGGCCGGGCAUCCAGACUACCAGACUCGGCCGCCCCCUCCGAUGCCACACAUGGAUGAGCCUCAUGUCAAGGAGAUCCACGUGGAGUGGCACGUGGCACGUGGAAGAGGGGUUUUGAGCACCUUCGGGAACUGGCGCCAGAACUUGAUCAACGCGCAGCAGACAUUUCCGGCCUUUCGGCUGCAAAAGAAGCCGUGGCGAGUGGUCCUGGGAUUCUUCGCUGCACGUCAGCUCGGCUGUCUCCUGAACGCCGUGUCGCAUGACCUACGUGAGCGCGCUCAGGAGGUCCUGGCCGCAGUUGCGUCGACGUGGCUUUGGCAAUCGCAGGCAGAAGCCUGGUCCUCGGAUCUCCUGAAGCGCUGUCGGCUCCAGACGGGUGCAGAGGAUGCUGCUGCGCUGCUGCAGCAAGACUCGCAGAACCUCGAGACUUUGGCGAGCGCACUGCAGGCGACCUGGAUGCAGCACGGUGCGGAGAGAGUCGUGCGGGCACCAGCUGCAGCCAGCGAUGCGGGCGAGGUUCUUGGGCAGCUCGGUCCCGGAGCCCACGUGGCCUUGGCAACGGACUUCUACAGCGCCGUCGCCCUUCUGUUGUGGCCCUUCCUGGCACGACGACUCCGGCCUGCUGCCUGGGAGGUGCUCCCGUGCCAUGUACGAACCACCCCUGAGUCCGUGCAGCUGCUGCUGCUGAGGUGGGCACACUGCCAACCUGGACAAUUCUUUGGAUUGCUGCUCCCUGCAGAGGCCGCCUUUGCCACGCAGCAAAUUGUGGUCCAGGCCGUGCACGAUGCCGUUGACGAGGCAGGGCCGCUUCCAUCGCCGAGCUGCCCUCUGCUGAUAUUGGUCUGUGGCGAGAAUGCCGCACAGGCACAUGUCUCCACCCAGCUCAUGCAGCACCGGGUGGAAGCAUCACAGCCUCCUGCGCAUGAGUUCGCCGAUAAGGUUGUCCAGCUCAUCUCCGCUGGUGACGCUGCUGGUCCUUCAGUGCAUGUCGGCCCGCAUUGCGGAUGUGGCAAGACUUUCUCGGUUCGGAUGUCUGCAAAGGAGCAGGGUGCCAGCUAUCGGCAGCUGAAGCUGACCGCUGCACUGGGCUUCGGUGCACUCGGGCGGAGCCUCUGCGGAGCAGUGGAAGGUGUUCAGGGGCCGGUGCUGCUGCAUCUAGACCUCACAGCAGGGCUACCGCUGCUCAGUUCGGAGUCCUUUGCUGCCGCUCUCUUCGAGCUCAUCGUGCUUGGCCGGGUGGCCCGCAUGGGAGCCGACCGAGCAGAUGGGAUCUUCAAGCUGGACAGCAGGGUGAGGGUGGCAAUCGAGCUGCCAGCCGGGGUCGAGCAACCGGAGACCGCGCCUUGGCGCUGUGGGCCGCUGCUCAGCUGGCUCCCGCGUGUCAGCAGCACCGUGAAGGCCGAAGCUUUCUGCGCCGACGAGGCCUCGCUGCAAGCAGGGCUCGGCGACAGCUUUGCUGCGGCCAGGCAUGAUGGCCUGCGGAAUCCAGAUGCCGUGGCAACUGCCUACCAUCGUCUCCAAUACGUUUGUGGAGCCUUGGCCAUCGUCCGGCGUUUGGGCGGUGCCUUCCCUCUGCAUUACGAAGGCGCUGACAGUGAGUUGGGCGGCGAAGAGUGCUUCUCAUUGUUAGUCGAGUUCGCGAAGCUCAAGCUGCGCCCCUCUCUCUGGAACAUCUGGUCCUUCGUGGACGUACUAUACUGGCAACUGAAGGAGGUGCACCACCCAGAGUCUGUCGCCAACCAAGCUUGCAUUCCUGAGGAGGGCGCUCCGCAAGCCAAGCCGAUGUCAGAACUGCUGGCACAGGACUGUCCGAUGUUCAAAGGCGAGCUCGUCGCCUUCAUCUUGCGGACUGCAAGGGAUUUUGCCACGAGGCAGACGGCGAACAACGAGGUGGAUCCCGAGACAGUGGUGGCUGCGCACCUGCAGAACUUUCAUCAGGACCGUUUCUGUGGAACUUGGCGCCUCCAGCCUUUCUCCAGUGAUGGUCACCCUGUCUUCGCCAAGUACGACAAGAGCGAGAAGGGCUCCGGGCAGUUCUUCCUGUACUAUCGAGCUGCUCAGCGCAUGUGGGUCAUUGAUGCUGAGUUGGACAAGGUGGCCCCGGCCUUCGCGUACACCCGCAAGAGAGACUACGACAAGGGUUGGUGGAGGAUGGCCUCUUGGGUUCCCAACAAAGGCAUGACGGUUGUGAAGGCCGAGCACCCGCUGGCCUUCGAAAAGGACGCCGUGGAGGUGCGCGGCGUGGACGAGCAGCUCACGGGAUCCCCCGAGGAGUACCUCGUUCCUCUCAACGGCAUGUACCUGCGCCAGCCGAAGGAUGAGAACGUGAACGGCUACCAGCACUUUGUGUUGGAAAAGCCGCGCAGACACCUCUUCUGGGACAAAGGAAUGGACACGUGGUGCAUUGCCCAUGUGUGCCAUUCCGACGAGGGUGUCUAUGCCAAGUCCUCCCGAGCCAGCCUGUGUGGACCCUACGUCACCAUGGGCCGGGACGAGCAGGUACCCAACGCCCGCGUGUCUUUCGUCACUGCCGGGCAGGAAAGUGCUUCGACAAGGCGAGAGCCACAGCAGGACGAGGACUUCCCCCUUCUGCGCUGGGAGAACAGCAGUCAUGACUGUAUGCUUUUCUCGAACCGCAAGCACCAGGUUUGCUUCCUUUCGAGCCAACCAACCAAGCUCCGGAUUUCCAUGCAUCCGGGCCUACUCUUUCUGCUCGAGCGCAACCAUGUCUCCGUCGGCGAGUCGCUGGAUGCCCUGACUGCUGAUCAUACCAAGAUCCUAGGCUGCCUGACUGGGGUGGACCGGUCCAGGGAGGAGGCGGCCCAGCUGUUGGAUGGCAAGUACUGCCUCACAGGUGAUGCAGUCCUGAAGAUGCUUGCGAUCUUUGUCCGUCUUCGUUGUGGCCUGCCCGUGAUCUUGAUGGGCGAGUGCGGCUGCGGUAAAACCGAGUUGGUGCGCUACCUUUGUGCCUGGCUUGCGGUGGAGCUGGUCACGCUGAACGUUCAUGGUGGGACCACAGAAGACGACAUCGAUCGGGCUUUUGCUCAGGCACGAAAGCUUGUCCAGGAGCGCGAGGGUGAGCGCGUGAUCAUCUUCUUGGAUGAGAUCAACACAUCUCAGCAUGUGAACAUGCUCUGUGAAGCCGUGCUCGAAAGGUCGCUUCGGGGUGACGUUUUGCCCUCGAAUGUGGACGUGCUGGCGGCGCUGAACCCUCGCAGAAAGCGGCCGCAGCAGCAGUUGACGACCGGCCUCGUCUUCGGGGGCCAGGGCAGUGCCGAGGAGGAGAUGAGCGGGCUGGUUUACCGUGUGCAUGCCGUUCCCGAGACGGUGAACGACUUCCUCUUCGAUUUCGGGGCAUUGACCCAGAAGGCGGAGAAAAUGUACGUACGCUCUAUGGUGCAGAACGGCUGGCCCGAGAGCCACGAGCGCGAGCAGGAGCUGGUCACGGAGCUCCUCUGCCUCGCGCAGGCCUUCAUACGUUGGGAGGAAGGCGAUCCGUCGGCAGUCUCUCUGAGAGAUGUGAAGCGCUGCUUGCGAGUCGCCCGGUGGACCCAGGAGCGCUUUGGAAAGAAGACUGCGAAGAGUCACCCACACCCUCCCUCGGUGGUCGUUGCGGUGGCUUUGGUAUACCAUUACCGCCUGGCCUCCAGGGACAGUCGCCACAGCCUCUGGAUCGACCUCACACGUCGAGCGCCCUGGCCGGGUGACAGGGGCGAGAUGAAGGGCAGUGGAUGGGCAGAGCUGAGCAAGCAGCGCGAGGAGAAUGGCCUCACAGCCAUGGAAAACAUCCUCCGGAAGGUGCAGAACAAUGUCGCGAAGGAGUUCGAAGUCGAGAAAGACGUAGUCAUGAACGAAGCUUUGGCUGAAAAUGUGUUCGUGGGGCUUCUGUGCAUCAUGAACCGCAUCCCACUCUUCAUUGUCGGCAAGCCAGGCACCUCAAAGACUCUGUGUAUGCAGGUCUUGAUGAGCAAUCUGCAAGGGAAGCUGUCCAAGUCCAAAUUCUUGCAGACUUUGCCAGCCCUUCGACUCAUGCAGUAUCAGUGCUCACCGUUGUCCACGGCUGACGGCAUCCAGCGCCAGUUCGAUGCGGCUUCUCGCUUCGCCUCCAAUGCACUGGACGCCCAGGUAGUUCUCCUCUUGGAUGAGGUGGGCCUUGCAGAGUUCUCACCAGACAUGCCUUUGAAGGUUUUGCAUGGGAUUCUGGCGGAACCGGGGAUCGUCUCCGUGGUGGGUUUGUCUAACUGGCGGCUGGACCCGGCCAAGAUGAACAGGAGUGUUUGCCUUGCGCGGCCGGAUCCGGACUCUGCAGAGGUUGGUCGAACAGGAGCAGGGUUGCUUGCGGCCUUCAGUGGGAGCUCCUCGCCCGAUUGGCUGAAGGAGCUGUCUGCCGCCUUCUGGAGCGUUUUCGCAGACCAAGGCGAUCGCGACUGGCUGGGAAUGCGAGACUACUACAGUUUUGUCCGUGCCGUUCGCGAUGGAUGCCUUUCGGCAAGUGUGGAGCAACCUACUGCAGAGAUCCUGGCAUUCGCCAUUCGCCGAAAUUUUGGAGGUCAGCCAGUAUUGUUGGAGAGGCUGCUUCAUGCAAUGCUUCCUGCAGGUGCCAGAAGAGAAGGAGAGCGUCUGUCUUGGCCGUUAAAGGAACUUCUUCGGAUUUCACGUUUUCACCCAGGGUGCUGCCUUGCCAUGGCUGCAGGCCGCCCGGCCGCGCUGCACGGUCUUUCCAAGCAAGACUAG